Messenger RNA from Plasmodium inui San Antonio 1, 4941 nucleotides. RefSeq lists its product as hypothetical. Gene Ontology annotation, biological process: retrograde transport, endosome to Golgi. NCBI's taxonomy places the organism in Eukaryota, Apicomplexa, Aconoidasida, Haemosporida, Plasmodiidae. The record is from RefSeq and is a predicted model, not a curated record. The transcript is spliced from 4 exons. The coding region runs from base 1 to 4941 and encodes 1646 amino acids.
AUGGAGAAAAAUAAAAUGGACAGUGGCGGCAAAGAAAAUACACGCCUCGAACAGACACACAACUUGGUUCACAUCUCUAACGUUGUUUUGAGUGACCACAUAAAGUGGGGCAAAAAUGAAGGCGGGAAAUAUACGGAACAAUGGAGGCAACCAGAUUCUACCCCUCUUCCAACCCCCCUUUUGCAAAAAAUAGACAUUCGAGACUUUGACGAAUAUAUUCGCUACAUCACGAAGAUCAACACGCUGAGCGACGUGAACAUACGCAACUUGGAUGAAAUUAGCCUCCAACACUUUGAGCGCAUUUUGAGGAACCCUCCCGUGAUUGAAGAAAUGGAGAAGCGCGUCCAAGCGGAGCAACAUAUCGAACAUGCUUCUCAGGAGGGAGCCACACAAUUGGGAAUUUUGGGCCACACAGGUGGCUCGUCAAGCAUUACCUACUGGGGGGACAACUCGGGCAACCACGCCAACGGCCUGUUCGCCUCUCCCAAAGCGAAGUCGCACUGGCAAUGCAACCAUAGCACGCUGCUCGCAGAUGAUGCCUGGUGCGAUCUGUCCAGCCUUACGCGUCGACAGGAGGAGCUGAGCGAAACGCUGGACUACAUCGAUCGCGACAUCAACGCACUCAUCCGCAAGGAUUUCCAAAACUACCUGCACAUAAUAGCCAUUCUGAAUGAGCUAAAAGGAGAAAUAAAAAAUCUGCACGACGAAAUUAAAACAUUGAGAACACACAUCCAUGAUGUAAAAGAAAUGUUAUUAAAGAUUAUUCAUUUAAAAAAAUACAACGAUUUGAAGAAAAAAUGUAAACAAGUAAAUCAUUUGCUCAACAGAUUUUUACACUUUCGAAGAUUAAUAAAAAUUCUGAAAAGAUUUUUACAAAAAAGGAAAUUUUAUCACUGUCUUGUUGUAGUAAAUAAAAUUUUUAAAAUUUAUUUUUUUUUUAAAAAGAAAAGAAAGCUCCUAUAUUUUCAUCAAUAUUUUUGUAAUUUUAAUAUAUCCUACUUGAAAAGUUUCUUCUCUCAGAAUUUCCUUUUUUUGUUUUUUUUCCACUCCUUGUUGUUUUUGUUUCGACCUAGGGGGGUGGCUAAAGCAUCACUUUGUUCUGCUCAUUGGGUUAAGAAGAGGGAUCGUCUUCACUUGGGAAGUACCCACACGAGGGGAACAGCCCACACUGGAGAGACAUCCCACACAAGGAGAGACGAUACCGCCAUUACCCAAGGAGAUACCCUCUUGGGAGACAACCCAGGACAGUUAAGCAUCCACUACCCCCCAGAUCAGCUCAAGCAGAACCCACACUGUCUCAAUUCUUCUUCUAAAGGUAAAUCAAAAUUCAACAGAUUCGUUACAUUUCACAAACGGCUGAACAGACAGUUUAUGCGUAACUUUCACAGGAAGAGAAAAAGAUUUGUCAAGUGCCGCAAAGCGGAGGAAGCGAAAUUUUUUGUGAAACGAUGGCAGCAGGGAGUCUGCUCCCAUUUUUAUAAAAAGAUCAGAAAGAGAAGAGGAAACUUUGACCACCACCUUGCCCAUUUGAAUAAUCUCUUCACUCCCGCACUAUUCUUUAAUAACUUCUUCCACUCGUUGCGCAAUUUGUGUUCCAGGGAAAACUACUUAAAGCAUUUUGUGGACGACCUGUUUUAUGGUCUCUUGCACGAGACCGUCUCGGAUUUGCGACGCGAUCAAUUCUACGACCUAGGGGAUAAAUCCCUUUUGAGUGCAGAAGAGGUAGCAGCUCAGUCAGGGGAAGAGGAAAGUCCAUCCCGCAAAGAACCAAAUCCAGAUUUAGACCCACAUUCCAAACCGAACAAACGAGAAAAAACAGAGAAAGAGAAGACAAAUCAAGCACUAACUGCAGAAUGUACAAACCAUGUAGAGGCGUACCCCUCCGGAAGAAUUACCCUCUCGUGCGAGCAUCUCGUUAUCGAAAAAUGUAGAAAAAAGAAAAUUCUCCAUUUUGAUCAAGACGGAUGGAGAAAACUGUACAGACAGGUUGGCCUUCUCCCGCUGGCCAAUUUAGUGCAUCUGUUGGGCACCUUUUUUGGGAAAAUAAAAAUGGUCCAGAGGAGGAUGAAUAAGUGGGCUUCAUUUUUAAUGGCCAAAAUUGUCUCCUUCCUUUUGGACGACACGUGGGCGGAGAGCUUCGCGAGGUACACGCCGCACCUCACGCGGCAGACGACGAAAAUGGAGAAGACGCCCCAAGCGUGGCAAACACCGCAACCCCCAAUGCACAGCUUCCCAUUCUCCAGAAGCAACAAAUCAUCUCACUCCAUAAAACACGUGUUCUCUAAAUUUUGGAAAAACUACCGAGAUAUUCACCACACCCUUUUUAAACUCCUCCUCGAAAGGAUAAGCGAAGUUUUAAAUGUUAGAAGAAAAUGCAAUAUGCACCUCGGCAUCAACCAGAUGAUUUCGCUUUACUGGACCGUUUACCCCAUGUUCUCCUUCGUUCGCAGGAAGGGUCGAAGGUUGGAACAAGAAUACACUCGUUUUUUUGUGAGGGGAAUUCCCCGUUUUGUGAGAAGCGCGCAGGUGUCUCGGACGAUGUACCUGUGUGGGAAGCCCCACGAGGGGAGGAGGCCCCUCCGUGUGAGGAUAACACUCACAAGGAACAAAUUCAUCAUCGCGAAGAAGAUGAAGACAUUAAACUGUAAUGUUGGUAGAUCAAGGGGUGCAGUAAUAAAACUCGGAGAAGUCCCCCUUUUUUGUCUCCCCCCGAGGGAAGAAGCGAAGUGUUGUGAGGACCAAGCACCUAUACGUACUGACGUGAUGAACAAAUCGGAGGUGCAACCGCGACGAAGUGGCCAAUUCGACGCGCAUAAUGGGGAUGCAUAUAUGUUGGACUCUAAGGAAGAGUGUCACCCGAGGGGAUCCCUUCCCAGGUUUUCCCUUCCCAGGUUUUCCCUUCCCAGCUGCUACCUCCCCCCCAGCGCAAACCUGCGCAUAGGCAGUCAGAACUUCCACGUCCCACACAGAGUAAGCAUAACCAUCCACAGACGUGCAAAACAGGAGCAAGUAUAUUUGAGCCGCUUCCUUCAACGGAUAAUGAAGAAGACACCUCGUGGGAAGGAAGCCAAGCAGAGACUCCCUCAUGACGAGAGGAACCUCUGCAGACAAAUCAGAAGGCGCAUAAGAAUCGAGUCCAUAGUGGCCAUAAAUCACUUCUAUGAGUUUAAAAAAAUACAAAUGGAAAAAUCGUUGGAAAUUGAAAAAUGGAAUGUACUGGAGGACAUUCCACAGGAAAUAAAUGCUCAGAUGGAAAAAUAUUUCAAGAUAAAAAAUGAACAUAAAAAUAAAUUGCGCAUUAAUGGUGACCUGUUUUACUUAACCAACAGCAGCGUGUCUUUCUUGUGUAUCCUUUUUCAGUACAUCCACUUCAUGCUAUCGAUACCGGACGUUUCGUUUGAAAUUAUUUCCAAAAUUUUAACUUUCUAUGAUAAACAGUUUCUCAAAAUGGUCCACCAUUUCAUCAUGGAUGGACAUGCCGUUACCAACUGCACUCUCAAGAGCAUCACUAUUAAGAUCCUCGCUGUUGUCAUUCACACCCUCGACUUUGCCGACUCCACGGUCAGGCGAGUAUAUGCCAUUUCGCGCCACCUCCUGUACACGCCAUGGACGGAAGCGCCUCCACUGGGGAUGGGGGGCGAGGUGAGCGACCAAAAAAUCGGCGGAAUGAGCGGCGAGAUAAGCGACCAGAAAAGCGACCAAGUGAACGGUGGCAUAUUUCCCAAUUCCGUCGCGAGCAGAAACGAGGACCGCCCAAACGGGCAAAUAAACGUGUCCCAGUUUGCAGAUAAGCCUAAUGACUGCUAUCCUGGGAAGGACCCUCAUCGUAGAGCCACCAAAUUGCCAAACGAGACAGCGAAUCUGUGGGGCAAUGCCCGACUAAGGCACCCUCCUGGGGAGACAAACGAAGAGAAAAAUGGGUCCACCCUGCCCCCUGUAGAGAAAUGCAUCAAAGGGGAAAGAACAACAAUCAGGAAAAAGACGUAUUGUGGACGCACGAACGAAAGUUCGUCCUUAAGAAAAAAUGAGAAACAUACUCAUGAAGAUAUAUUACAAGGGAUGGACACCUCAUGGGUGGGCAGCGUUCUAGUAGACUUCACAAAAUGUUUGAAGUACCCCACCACACGGAAGCCUAAUCGCAUCCCUCGUGGCAUCCGCCUGUCGAAAAAGGACCAAGAAAAGAUCAAAUCAAAUUUUAAUCAUAUGCUACAGAAGUCGUUCCUUUUGAAGAAAAAGUUAGCGGAAAAGAUCGUUGACAUUUUAUCGACUCGGUUUGAUUACUACACAAACAUCUGGCUGGUAUCGGACAGCCUGCUGGAGAAUCACCUGGUGAAUUCCUUUAGCUACGAAUGUGACAUUCUUCCCUACGGGAUGCAGCUGCGCUCCACUUUCAAGCUCCUGACCACCUACCUGCGCGAGGAGGACACCAGGAACAUAUACCGAGAGCUGUUCCAGGACAUCGCGAACCGUUUCAGCCUUCGCAUCAAUGUCCUCAAAGGAAACGACAAGUAUAAGAAAAUUAUUUCGAGGCUGAUGGAUGAGUCUGCGCCGGCGAAAUCAACACCAAGGAAGUCAGCGGCAGAAGAAUCCCUGCCUGGAAAAUCAACAUCAGCCAAAUCAGCGGCAGAAGAAUCCUUGCCUGGAAAAUCAGCAUCAGCCAAAUCAGCGGCAGAAAAAUUCGCGCCGGGAAAAUCUCAAAUUGACCAAUUAAUUAUGCACUACCACAGCUACGAACUGAAGGAAAAGACUGCUCACAACAUUCACAAAAACGUCGGGGACAAAAUCCUCAUUGACAUGACGAAUGUCUUAAUCAUUCUCUACAAGGAUCCCCUUUUGUCUGACAUCAUAGAAACCUUUUUAAACGAUUUUCUAAAAAUUUGUACGUCCCACUGGUACGUAACCAUAGACCCCUUUGUCAUUCUGAGCAAGUACAAAAAGUAG